CGCGUUGCGAUACAGUACGUGGAGGCUGCCAACCCCAAAGACAAUUUCACUUUCAAAUGUCAUCGUUCUGCGGAACUCAUCAACGGUUAUCAGGAAAUUUACGCUGUGAAUGACACUGCUUUCCAUCCUAAUUACGGGACGUUAGCAACGGUUGGCUCGGAUGGCCGAAUUUCAUUUUGGGAUAAAGAUGCCCGAACAAAACUGAAAACAUCGGAUGCACUGCCAGCUCCAAUAACACGAUGUACAAUACAUCAGUCCGGGCAGAUGAUGGCUUAUGCUAUCGGAUACGAUUGGAGUAAGGGACAUGAAGGCCACAAUGCUCAAACUGCUGGUAGCAAAAUUUUCUUGCAUGCGUGUGAUGAGGAAAUGAAACCGAAACAAAAGAAAUGA
This is a messenger RNA of Gongylonema pulchrum, 390 nucleotides long. Lineage: Eukaryota; Metazoa; Nematoda; Chromadorea; Rhabditida; Gongylonematidae. The record is from the annotation of a GenBank genome assembly.